Molecule: messenger RNA, 595 nt
Organism: Phragmites australis (common reed)
Lineage: Eukaryota; Viridiplantae; Streptophyta; Magnoliopsida; Poales; Poaceae
Product: 4,5-DOPA dioxygenase extradiol 1-like
Exons: 3
Molecular function (GO): zinc ion binding; ferrous iron binding; oxidoreductase activity, acting on single donors with incorporation of molecular oxygen
Source: RefSeq, a predicted model, not a curated record
AUACAAAUCUUGGGUCCAUCACAGGGCACCCCGGAGUUAGCCAAGAGGACAAAGGACCUCGUGGAGCAAGGCGGGCUCUACCCCAUGGAGGAGGACGACAACCGCGGGCUCGACCAUGACACUUGGGUGUCGCUCAUGCUCAUGUACCCGAUGAUGGAUAUCUCAGUGUGCCAGCUCUAUGUGCAGCCCGACCGCGACGCCGCAUACCACUAUGACCUCAGCCACGCGCUGGCGCCCCUGCGGGAGGAUAGCGUCCUCAUCCUCGGGUCCAGGAGCGUGAUGCACAACCUACGCCAGAGGGGCAUCCUCGGGUCACUGCCACUAGAGUGGGCCUCAAAGUUCGACACCUUGCUCAGGGACUCGCUCCUGAACUGGAGGUACGAGGUCGUGAAGCAGUACGAGAAGGAACCACAGGGGAAGAUAGCGCACCCGCCUCGGAGCACCUGCACCGCCACUGGGGACAGUGCGAGGGCGGAGCUAUUCCAUCAUAGCUGGACGGGUUCCAUCUCCUAUGCUUCCUACAGAUUCACCACCAAGAAAUGAAUCGAUCGGCCUCAGAAGCAUCCCAACGACUCAUUUUCUUGUAACAUUUUAG